UUCUCCCCGUGGCUCCCCAACGACAAAGCCCAGCAAUCGUACCAGCUCGCACUCUUCGCUGUUUUUUGCUGGCGCUACGGAUUCGGCCGACAAAAUCAAGGGAACUCAGCUUCAACCAUCCUCUCCAAGAUCAGUCACAUCUCUUGGAAUCAUCAGUACAAACACGGGUUCAGCGUCGGGCUGUUGCCCGGACACAAAUUGGCAAUCACCGGAAUGCGACGGUAUGACAGGUCAUCCGCAAGGAAACUCCCCGUCACAGUCCAGAUCCUGCGGGCAGUACACCGCCGCCUCAAUUUCUCCGUCACCCACGACCGAGUUUUGUGGGGCGCUACGGUCCUGGGUUACUUCUAUUUGCUGCGGCGAUCCGAGUAUCUUGCCAAUGGCAGGAAGUCACAGCCUUUCGCCAUCACGAGGGAGGACGUCGCAGUGCUAGACGAUUCUGACAAGCCGUGCACGACGCUAGCCCAGGCGACGAAGGUCAAGAUUCGCUUUCGCGGCAUGAAAACCGACCAAUUCGGUGAAGGAACUACACGGACACUUCGGCGAUCGGGGGCUGGGUGGUGCUGCCCUGUCCAAGCUGCU
This is a messenger RNA of Phytophthora sojae, 582 nucleotides long. RefSeq lists its product as hypothetical. Lineage: Eukaryota; Oomycota; Peronosporomycetes; Peronosporales; Peronosporaceae. The transcript has a single exon. The annotation marks the transcript as partial. The record is from RefSeq and is a predicted model, not a curated record.